AUGGCUUCUUCACUGGCCAAACCGAACGACAAAGGCAAGAUCAAGAUAAAGAUCAAGAUCCGUGAAGACUCUGACACCCCAGAUUUCGUGUCCACUCAUAUUAACCUCAAACGUACUACCGCAGAACCACUAGACCGGGAAGUAAUUCUACGGCGCAUACGCCAACGCAGACGCGCAAACAAGGUUAGAUCAGUGUUCCAACUAUUGUUUGGUUUGCCGUUUUUAAGCAAAAAACAAGAUGGUAGUGCCGACCACGAUCCCAAUGAUGCUUAUACAGCGCCUUGA
Molecule: messenger RNA, 285 nt
Organism: Microthlaspi erraticum
Lineage: Eukaryota; Viridiplantae; Streptophyta; Magnoliopsida; Brassicales; Brassicaceae
Source: the annotation of a GenBank genome assembly